AUGUCCGUGCAGGUUGUGUCAGCAGCGGCUGCCGCCAAGGUGCCUGAGGUGGAACUGAAGGACCUGAGCCCUUCCGAGGCCGAACCGCAACUAGGACUGAGCACGGCGGCUGUGGGCGCCAUGUCUCCCCCGGCGGGCGGCGGGGACCCUGAAGCUCCAGCUCCGGCCGCCGAGCGGCCCCCCGUCCCCGGCCCGGGCUCGGGACCCGCCGCCGCUCUCAGCCCAGCCGCGGGGAAGGUGCCUCAGGCAUCGGCCAUGAAGCGGAGCGACCCGCAUCACCAGCAUCAGCGGCACCGCGACGGCGGCGAGGCCCUGGUCAGCCCCGACGGCACGGUCACCGAGGCGCCGCGUACAGUCAAGAAGCAGAUCCAAUUUGCUGACCAGAAGCAGGAAUUCAACAAACGUCCCACCAAAAUCGGACGCCGCUCUCUGUCUCGUUCCAUUUCUCAGUCAUCAACUGACAGCUACAGCUCAGCGGCUUCCUAUACAGAUAGCUCUGAUGAUGAGACAUCCCCCAGAGACAAGCAGCAGAAGAACUCCAAGGGCAGCAGCGACUUCUGUGUCAAGAACAUCAAACAGGCGGAAUUUGGACGACGAGAAAUUGAAAUUGCUGAACAAGAAAUGCCCGCACUGAUGGCUUUGAGGAAGAGAGCUCAAGGAGAAAAGCCUUUGGCUGGAGCCAAAAUUGUGGGCUGCACGCACAUCACUGCUCAGACUGCUGUGCUUAUGGAAACUCUGGGUGCUCUGGGGGCACAGUGCCGCUGGGCGGCCUGCAACAUCUAUUCCACUCUUAAUGAAGUGGCUGCUGCUCUGGCAGAAAGUGGAUUUCCUGUCUUUGCCUGGAAAGGAGAGUCAGAAGAUGACUUUUGGUGGUGCAUUGAUAGAUGUGUGAACGUGGAGGGCUGGCAACCAAACAUGCUAAUUAUAAUAUCUUACUGUCUUAUGUCCUUCUUGGUUUCCCUCAUCCUCAGGCUGUACCAGCUAUCCAAGGCUGGGAAGCUGUGUGUUCCAGCCAUGAAUGUCAAUGACUCAGUCACCAAACAAAAAUUUGACAACCUCUACUGUUGCCGUGAAUCAAUUCUCGAUGGGCUUAAAAGGACAACAGACAUGAUGUUCGGUGGAAAGCAAGUGGUGGUCUGUGGCUACGGAGAGGUGGGGAAGGGGUGCUGCGCUGCUCUGAAAGCCAUGGGCUCCAUUGUGUAUGUCACCGAGAUCGACCCCAUCUGUGCCCUGCAAGCCUGCAUGGAUGGAUUUCGACUGGUGAAACUAAAUGAGGUCAUCCGACAAGUGGACAUAGUUAUUACCUGUACAGGCAACAAGAAUGUGGUAACCAGAGAGCACCUGGACCGCAUGAAGAACAGCUGCAUUGUGUGUAACAUGGGACAUUCCAACACAGAGAUUGAUGUGGCAAGUCUGCGGACACCAGAGCUGACCUGGGAGCGAGUGAGAUCCCAAGUGGACCAUGUAAUAUGGCCAGAUGGCAAGAGGAUAGUGCUGCUGGCAGAGGGCCGUCUGCUGAACCUCAGCUGCUCCACAGUGCCUACAUUUGUGCUCUCAAUCACGGCUACGACCCAGGCUCUCGCCUUGAUUGAGCUCUACAAUGCCCCUGAGGGUCGCUAUAAGCAGGAUGUCUACCUGUUGCCCAAGAAAAUGGAUGAGUAUGUGGCGAGCCUACACCUGCCAACCUUUGAUGCCCACCUGACAGAACUGACAGAUGAACAGGCCAAGUAUCUGGGACUCAACAAGAAUGGGCCCUUCAAGCCUAAUUACUACAGGUAA
Molecule: messenger RNA, 1779 nt
Organism: Orycteropus afer afer
Lineage: Eukaryota; Metazoa; Chordata; Mammalia; Tubulidentata; Orycteropodidae
Source: RefSeq, a predicted model, not a curated record